Messenger RNA from Conger conger (European conger), 2934 nucleotides. It is a transcript of the gene nras, whose product is annotated as NRAS proto-oncogene, GTPase. Gene Ontology annotation, biological process: Ras protein signal transduction. Gene Ontology annotation, molecular function: GTP binding; GTPase activity; GDP binding. Gene Ontology annotation, cellular component: plasma membrane. The record is from RefSeq and is a predicted model, not a curated record. Bases 254 to 820 code for a protein of 188 amino acids. NCBI's taxonomy places the organism in Eukaryota, Metazoa, Chordata, Actinopteri, Anguilliformes, Congridae. The transcript is spliced from 6 exons.
ACUAUGCGUGAGCCUGGGUGUGUCCGCAUGAGACAGGAAGUUUAGCUAGUUUCUUAGCUGUUGGACGUAGUGAUCACUAGUUUUAGUUCGUAAUUUUCGUUCUCGGGAACACCCAAAAUGCUUGUUAACUUUUUACAUUAUUAUAUCUCCUGCUGUAGUUAGCUGAGCUAAAAGGCAAGUUUCACCAUCGCCCUAACCUGGGGUAGAGCAACACUUAAAGUCGGAAACAGAACGGGAGAGCCGGUGGAGCGAGAUGACUGAGUACAAGCUGGUGGUGGUGGGAGCUGGUGGUGUGGGGAAGAGUGCGCUGACCAUCCAGCUCAUCCAGAACCACUUUGUGGACGAGUACGAUCCCACCAUCGAGGACUCGUACAGGAAGCAGGUGGUGAUUGACGGGGAGACGUGUCUGCUGGACAUCCUGGACACGGCAGGUCAGGAGGAGUACAGCGCCAUGCGCGACCAGUACAUGAGGACCGGAGAGGGCUUCCUCUGCGUGUUCGCCGUCAACAACAGCAAGUCCUUCGCCGACGUGCAUUUAUACAGGGAACAGAUCAAGCGAGUGAAGGACUCGGAUGAUGUUCCCAUGGUGCUAGUGGGAAACAAGUGUGACCUGGUUCGGACCGUGGACACCAAACAGGCCCAGGAGCUGGCGCGGAACUACGGCAUCGAGUUCGUGGAGACCUCGGCCAAGACCAGACAGGGAGUGGAGGAUGCCUUCUACACGCUGGUGCGGGAGAUUCGCCACUACCGCAUGAAGAAGCUCAACAGCAGAGAGGACAGGAAGCAGGGCUGCUUGGGUGUUUCCUGUUCAGUCAUGUGACCAGGAGUGCCUCUGUUGUGUGGCCCCCUACUGGCCAGUCGGGGUCGGUGCAGGGCCUCUGGACCUGCAGAAGAGGAGAGUUUUGGAGAGGGGAGAGUGGAGUCUGCCGUCACAGAUGGACAUGUCCCCCUUCUCCCUCCUCAUCUUCAUCCUCCUCGCCCCGGACCCCCACCCCCGCACCCCCUCCUCCCCUCCGAACGUUCGAUGGGUCUCGACGUCUGCCUCGGAUCCUGAUGCACAAAGUCUCAGCUGGGGGCUCUCCGUGGAGCCCGCCCCCGUCACCACGGAGAGCUGGUCCCCGCCCACCGCCCAUCUCACCCUCCCAUUGGCUCUCUUCUUUCUCGGGGGGCUUCUGUUGGCACUGCUGGCCCCACCCUUUCUCAGCACAGGGGAACAGUGCUCAGCUGCUGCUCCACUUCACUGCUGGGGCGUAAAACCGAACUGCCCUCGGCACCUCACUGCAUGUGCACAAGCAACCACAACACACUUACGUUAGUUUUAUUACUUUUCCUUUUUCUUAGGGCCUGGCCGCUAAAUCUCAUGCGCUGUCGUUGGAUAAUGUUAAUGGAUUUUAGCAGGCUCCCUGUGUGAAUGCUUUGUCAUUGUUUUUUUAAUCUCGGUGUAUUUUCAGUGUAUUUUUACCCCUCCCCCCGCCCUGUUUGUUUAUGUGCGUUUUUCUAAUAUUGCUGAAAUGCUUUUGUAACCAGGACACGUUAAAAAUGGUGUGUGAAAUAUUUUGCACAUCCACAUUACAGAGCAGAGGCAUCUUUUCACUCAUGAUGAGCCGCCGAUGUAACCUUCUCUGAUCAUGUUUUUAUGCGCAGUAACAUUCUGUUAGAAUAUUCUGGGAUCCCAAAUAUGGUUUGACUGUGUACACCUGUAAUUCAUAAUGCAGUACUGUAAUUGUGAUCGAUGAAAAGUGUUGUAUUCCAUUAGUAAGCUGACUAAAUGUGGAAUAUCAUGAGUGUAAACAGAUUUGGGAUGCUCAAACGACUCUUUUUGGGGGAAAUGUACAUCAUAAGCUCUUGCAGAUUAGCAUCUCCUUCAUUUAACUGCCUUAUGGUGGGUGAUUUUUCUUAAUGGAUUCUUCUCUGCCUGCCUGCAAACCUUUUGUGUAGAGUAUUAGUUCAGUCAAAAUGCACAAUGUUCUCUCGAAAAUGGCCUCCAGAAUAUUUCCUGUGUGAACAUGAUCAGUGUCUUGCUCUGUUAUCGCACCUCUUGUUGCCAAAAACGUGAUGGUCAGGGAUUCACAAAAGCACCCUGUGAGCUUUGGAUGCCUUUAGAUGCGAGUCCCGGGACCCUUGUACAGCGCUUUGGAUAAAGGCGCGAUAUAAAUGCAGACCCUGUCGGACCUGACAUCAUUUAGUCCUCGGAUGGACUCCACGCAUCAAUGUGUCUGACCUGAUGCCUUUGGGAAUACCCACCAAAUAGUAACCCCAUCCCGAAAUGCCAUCAUAUUCCUUUGUCCCUUUAAAAAAAUCUUUUAAUAAUUCUGAAACGGUUUACAACGGCCUAUGCCAAAACGGGAAGGUGCGCACGGUUUCUCAGUUGUGGUGCAUGCGCAUGUUCACUGCGGCAGUGGCAGAGGAGUUUAAAUAUUUCACAAAGGGAAGGUUGUCUUAAUCGCUUUAUUCCUCUUCUCUGGAGAGAUCAGACGGUAAGGGUAGGAUGGGCCUCGGCGGCUGUGCUCAUUGAGCAGAGGUGGCUCCAGGGCUGUGCACAAGCAUCGCAGAAGCAGGCAGCUUUACAGGUAACUUUAGCUGAGCUUCUGUGUUCUCUCCAUCAUCUUUGUUUUAGGCGGAGCCAUUUCUUCAGCAGCUGUGUCAUUCAUCCAUGGCCUGUGAUGCAGCUCUACUGUAAUUCUGUAUUUUUAAUCUACUGACAGUUACAGUACAUACUGGGUGGACUACGCAAAGGGCUAAACUUCUACCCUUCAUUUUAUUUUGGGAGAGUUUAGUGACCCCUUUUUAAAUUUGAAUUUUACCGCCUCUGUUGACAGUAAUUUUGUGAUCACAUUUUGUGGUGGUCUUUAGUGAUUGGUAACCUGGACAUUUGUAAUGUGCAUACAAUAAUCCAGAAAUAACACUUUUAUUAGUAAAUUAAUUUGAAACAAA